This is a messenger RNA of Musa acuminata AAA Group (dessert banana), 6389 nucleotides long. RefSeq names its product disease resistance protein RGA2-like. Bases 1 to 1524 code for a protein of 507 amino acids. The transcript is spliced from 5 exons. Gene Ontology annotation, molecular function: ADP binding. The record is from RefSeq and is a predicted model, not a curated record. Gene Ontology annotation, biological process: defense response to other organism. NCBI's taxonomy places the organism in Eukaryota, Viridiplantae, Streptophyta, Magnoliopsida, Zingiberales, Musaceae.
AUGGCCAAGGAGAAGGUGGACUUGGUGUUGGGCGAUCCCGGGGAGAUCCAAAAGCUCCAAGACACUCUCUGCAACGUCCAGUCCGUCCUUCAUGAUGACAAGCAGCGCCGAAUCAAAGACAAGGCCAUCAAGAACUGGCUAAUGGAGCUGAAGGAUGUCAUGUACGACGUCGACGACGUCCUCGACGAGUGGCGGACCGCGGCAGAGAAGUGCACCCCGGGAGAGUCCCCUCCGAAGCGGUUCAAAGGCGACAUACUUUCCAUCUUUGCUGGCUUAAGCGACGAGGUCAAGUUCAGAAAUGCGGUGGGCGUCAAAAUCAAGGAUCUCAACGAUCGGCUGAAAGAGAUCUCGGACCGAGGGUCCAAGUUGCAACUCCAUGUGUCUGCGGCGGAACCAAGGGUGGUUCCUCGAGUUAGUCGCAUAACUUCCCCGGUGAUGGAGUCUGACAUGGUUGGCCGGCGACCGGAGGAGGACGCCAAGGCACUGGUGGAGCAGCUGACAAAGCAAGAUCCGAGUAACAACGUGGUGGUGCUGGCAAUUGUGGGGAUCGGCGGCAUCGGAAAGACCACCUUCGCUCAGAAGGUGUUCAAUGAUGGUAAAAUCAAAGCCAGCUUCCACACCACCAUCUGGGUGUGCGUGUCCCAAGAGUUCAGCGAGACGGAUCUUCUCGGAAAUAUCAUUGAAGGUGCAGGUGGAAAAUAUAAUAGAGAACAGAGCAGGAGUCUGCUGGAGCCCUUGGUGGAGGAUCUCCUGAGAGGGAACAAGUUCUUGCUGGUGUUGGAUGAUGUUUGGGAUGCUCAGAUCUGGGACGACUUGCUCCGCAAUCCUUUGCAGGGAGGAGCAGCAGGGAGCAGGGUCCUGGUGACAACCAGAAACGCAGGGAUCGCGAGGCAAAUGAAGGCGGCCCACGUCCACGAGAUGAAUCUGCUGCCUCCAGAGGAUGGCUGGUCCCUCCUGUGCAAGAAGGCGACGAUGAAUGCAGAGGAGGAAAGGGAUGCCCAAGAUCUCAAGGACACAGGCAUGAAGAUUGUUGAGAAAUGCGGAGGGCUUCCCCUGGACAUCAAGACCAUCGGAGGGGUCCUCUGCACCAGAGGACUCAACAGAAGUGCGUGGGAGGAAGUUCUCCGCAGCGCCGCAUGGUCACGGACCGGGCUUCCCGAAGGUGUGCACGGAGCACUGUAUCUGAGCUACCAAGACUUGCCGUCCCAUCUCAAGCAAUGCUUUCUCUACUGCACCUUGUUCCAAGAAGACUUUGUGUUUCACGGGCCUGAAAUCGUCAGAUUAUGGAUAGCCGAGGGAUUUGUCGAAGCACGAGGAGAUGUCACGUUGGAGGAAACAGGGGAGCAAUAUCAUAGAGAGCUGCUUCAUCGGAGCCUUCUGCAAUCGCGCCCUUACCGUCUAGCCUACGAUGAGUAUUCCAAGAUGCAUGACCUGUUGCGAUCGCUCGGCCAUUUCCUAUCGAGAGAUGAGAGCUUGUUCAUUAGUGACGUGCAAAAUGAGUGGAGAAGGGUGCCGUCCCGAUGAAGCUGCGUCGGUUGUCGAUUGUGAGCACUGAAACCACGGACAUCCAGCAUAUCGUCAGUUCGACCAAGCAACAUGAGUCGAUAAGGACAUUGUUGGUGGAGAGAACAAGUGGCCAUGUGAAGGAUAUAGAUGAUUACUCGAAGAACUUUAUGCGACUUAGAGUCCUACAUCUUAUGCACACAAAAAUCGAGAUUCUACCGCACUACAUCGGAAAUAUGAUACACUUGAGAUUCUUGAAUGUGUCUUGGAGCCAUGUAACGGAGAUUCCAGAAAGCAUAUGCAAUCUGACGAAUUUAUAGUUUUUGAUCCUUUUGGGAUGUACUGAGUUGACACAUAUCCCCAAAGGUAUAAUUAGGCUAGUCAAUCUAAGGACACUCGAUUGUGGACUUACGCACCUGGACAGCUUACCAUGUGGAAUAGGAAGGUUGAAGCUCCUCGAUGAACUCCAAGGAUUCGUGGUGAACACGGCUACUAGUACGUGCCCAUUGGAAGAAUUAGGCAGCCUCCAGGAGCUCAGAUAUCUCUCCAUUUACAAGUUGGAGAGGGCGUGCAUGAAAGCCGAACCAAGAAGGGAUACAAGCGGAUUAAAGGGUAACAAAAAACUGAAACAUCUACAAAUAUAGAUAUAGAUAUACAAACUGAAACAUCUACAAACAUCUACCAAGAAGGGCGUGCAUGGUUGAGUUCACAGUAAGGUUUCCCAGAAUCAAGACAAGACACAAAUGCCUGUGUUGGACUGCUACAAAUAUAGAUAUAGAUUGUCAAGUGUGGGCUUUUCUUGGUGACAAAGUAGGCAUUUGCACCAACCAUGUGAUGAUGACAAUGCUUGCUUGGCAUUUUGCAGGCACUUCACUGCCAACUGCUGUAGGUGGAAGAUAGAGAUAAAAGAGAGAAUAGUGAAGCUCCGCACUCUUGGUAACCUUCGCCUUAUUGGUGAGCUUUUCAAGCAAAAAAUGGUGCCAGAGAAUAUAGUUCAUCAUAUUGUUCAGGAGCUUCUAGGGCAUGAUGGAAAACCAUGCGCUGCUGAGGAAAAUGUUGAGGCAAUCGGCCAGUUAUUGAACACCAUAGGGAAGGAGUUGGAUGAGAGAGUCGUAAAUCUCGUCGCUUUAAUGAUGCCUAUUUCAGCCGGCCGAAAGAGCUAACUACCGAUCCUCAACUUGCGUCACGUCUAAGAUUUAUGGUCCGCGAUGUGCUUGACCUUUGUGCAAACAAUUGGAUCCCUCGGCGUGAAGAGGUAAACUUUGCCCUGGUUCAGUUCAUGUAAUUAGGAUGAAUUAUUCUCAAGAGACUCACAAUUGUUGUUGUAGUUUUCUUGGGAAUUGAUGGCUUCCCGAGGCAGAAAAGAAUCUGGGGCCACGCCCUAGUGCAACUCCAAGCAUGAGAAGUAGCCGUGAUGUUGGUGGUUUAGGAGGUCUUAGUCUUACGGGAUAUCCAUGGAAUUAAACUUAUUUAAAAGAUAAGAUUGAAACUUCUCUCAUGAACGCCUGGGAUGCCUGGUGAUAAGAUUGGUGUAUCUCUUCUUCCUUUUUCUCUUUUCUUUUCUAUCAAUCCUAUCAACAGACGCAAUGCUGGUGGUAUGAUUCCUGGGAUGCCUGGAAUGCCUGGGUUAGACGAUGACCAUUGGGAAGUUCCACAAGCGAAUCUAUGCCCAGGGGUGAUGUUAACCGUGUCCAUGGUCCUUUGAUCACCAUCCAUCACUUUUAAGCUCUUACCACAAGGUUAGUGGUAGCCUGGCAUCUGGUAAGACUAGUGCAUUACUGCAGGGCAGUGGCCCAGUAUCUCGUUCUUCUUGUAUUGUUUCAGGCGUAUCAGAUUCUCCAUCUCAAAACUUAGGGCUCCAGAGACCAGUUGGUCAAGAAGUUAGUGGCAACACAAAUUUAAUCCUAAUGAGCUGCAUAAGAAAACAGUUUCUCUUUUUGAAGAGUAUUUUGACAUCUGCAUUCUAGAUGAAGCACUUCAAUGUGUAGAGGAACUGAAGAGCUCAGAGUACCAUCCAGAGGUUGUCAAGGAAGCCAUCGAUUUAGCUCUAAACAAGGGCUUUUCAUAUCUGGAAGCUGUAGUGAUGUUUUUGGAGAUUUUGCUGAUUAAAAAUGUUUUUACUCCAAGGGAUUUGGGGACAAGUUGUUUGCUCUAUGAUGCGAUGUAAGAUGAUGUUGGCAUUGAUUUGCCAAAAGCACCCACAUAUUUUGAUGGUGUUGAUUUCAAAGGUAGAGGAGGAAAUUCUCACAAAGGUUGAAGAUGCCGGUUUCCAGUCAGCAAUAUUCGAUGCUCUUUUCAGAAUUUUUAAAGCAAGUCCUAAUGGACAGGUAAUAUUGAGUAGACAUGUAGAAGAAGUUAAGGCUUGUUGGAAAUUGUUUACAAUUGUUUAUCUCUAUAUUUUCUAAUCUCUAGUCUCUAGUAUGAUAAAGUUGAGUACCAUUUAUUUUACCUUUUAGGCCUUUUGGUAUCCUAUGUUUUUGUAUGGAUGAGGAACAUAUAGUGCAAGUGGAUUUAUGAGGAACAAUCUAGUUUGUGAGUUGUUCACUGUUGCGAGAUUGUUUGAACCUUUAUUAUUUCUUAAAGAUAACUAAUGCCAAGGCCAUGAGCCAUGAGCCAUGAACAAAAUUUUAUUAGUGCUGCUUCUUAUGGUAUGUCAUUUCUAGAAUGUUCUGUAUUUAUCUUGUUUUCAAUUAUCUUUCAUCCUUGUAAUGGUCAGUUAUACUAUAUUACCUUUGAUCGUUAUGGAUCUGGGAGAUCCUAGUGAAAGAUGAUUAUAAGCUGCUGACCAUCCUAUAUCCUAUUUCCCUUUGAUCUUCUGAGGGUUGAACUAUUAUGCAUGAGUGUUUGUGUGUAUGUGCAUGCAUGUAUGUUGCGUGGUUACAUGUGUGUGCAUGUAUGUGUGCGCGUGCUCUUGCGUGUGUGCAUACAUAUAUGAGUGUGUAUGUGUAUGUGUAUGUGUAUGUGUGCGCGUGCUCUUGUGUGUGCAUGUAUGUGUGCAUUCGUGUGUUUAUGCUUGUGUGUGUGCGCAUGGUCGUAUGUGGUGCUUGCGCAUGUGUGCAUGCAUGCUACCCUACAUGCGAGCGAAGAUUUGGCUACUAUGACCAUUCCUUCGCUCAAACUUCAAGCAGCUAUAUGUGAUGAUUUUUUGUGCAGUGUGUUGCUGAAUGCUUGUGCCAGUUGCAGCAAAAUGGAUAAACUCAUGAAGCUCCAGUUGCUCUUUAAGCUCUUGGCAAAUGAUUGUGAAGGAAGGAAUUGGUUGUUGAAAUUAAUAUUCCCGUUUAGUUUGCUUUACCUUGUCUUGGCAGAUGGUUAUACAAGCGCAGGAAGGAGAUGCAAGUUCAGAUCCAAGAGCUCCAGUUUCAUGCAGAUGGUCAUGCAUGCCUGUCUUAUCAUCACAGUCAUCACCUCUUGUUCUUUUUCUGUAAUUAACUGCAUUUCCAUCAGAUAGGAAUACAGUUUUCUGCCUAAUACUCCAUUGUUUAUAUGAUUUAUGAAGGCAAUCAUCUAUAACCUGUAAUCUUGAGAAGUGUUUCAAUCUAUGCCAAGACAUCAAUGAUUGUCAUGUUGUUUAUUCUCCUGUAUUAGUUCAUGUUGAGUAUUCUGAGACAAAGACUUGGAAUAAUAUCUUUUUACCUUUUUCUUGAUAGGUUGAACCAAAUGCAUGAUCCUACAUGGGCUACUCAUCUUCGAAUGGAAUCAAUGGAUGGGUAAAGAGACUCAUCCUGAUGCAAUCUUCAGCAACUCUUACUAGAUGAUGAUAGUGAGAGAGAUGUAUGGCUUUCUGCUACUUUCCUGAGGCUCUCAUCUUCAUACUAAUAUCCUGCCGCCAUCACAUAUUGGUCUGUAAGUCUGAUGUCUUGUGAUGUUAUGUCUGCACUCAAUGUUGCAGAAACUCCCAAUGUCACACAGAAUCCUAUGUCUAUAUUCUCAAAUCUGCUGUGAUAUAGAUGCCUUCUUAUCAUCAGAAAAAUUCAGCUUGCAAGCCAUGUGAAGAAUUCCCACCAUAAUAGUUUGGGACUGUUCACCGACAUGCAAAAGGACAGUGAUCUGUCUUGUUCCUUCUGUUCUUUCCUGUUCUCUUCUUCUGCUUCUUUGGCACACCGAACACAACUUUACUUCUGUUGAGUGACAUCUUUUGCUGAUCUAUUCUCAUGUGCAGGCUCAUCACCUACUUGUUUUUUACCACCCUCGAAGCAAAGAAGAGGAAGAAAAGAUCUUUAAACCCAUGUGGAGUUCUUGAAACAUGACUACUCGAAGAAGAUGGAAAGAUUCUCUUGUUGUUUUGAGUAUCGAACAACAUAGGCUUGAAAUUGACGUCGGCUUUUGACAGUGUUCUGCUCAGACUUUUCUCUCGGUCUUUCACCAUGUCAGAUUCCCUGGAAUGGGCACUGUUGUAGUGGUCAUGUGGAGUGUGGCUACUGAUAUCAUCAGCCAUGGUGCAGGAGAUCAAGCUCGCCAACUGCCCCAACUCCUGGAAGACCUGCCAUUACACGGCCGAAAUGUGACGGUGAAGCUGAGCAGCGGUGACAAGUCCGGUGAGGAGAGCGUGGAAGUUGACGGCGGGGAACGGCUGAGCCACUCGAAAAAGAGUGGUACUGGUGGCAAAGGAGGGAAGGGUGUCGGCGGCGCAGGCUCUCAAUCUCUCCGGCAGCCACGGUCUCGGAAGAGCGGCUCCACAUCCAUGCGACGGCCAUACGACUCUCUCUGGGGACUUGGUCUGCCUUCCCUCCUGCUUUGCGUUGCUUUAACCUGACUACUUUGGUAUCGCAAGAUCGAUGAAUAAAUGGCGUGAGUGAAUGUGUGAAGCUAUGUUUGAAUCAUAGAGUGUUUGUAUGACUACAUCUAAUCUAUGAUUGUGGAAAUGUCGACGAUGAUGAUUGAAUGCU